CAGUAUUCUAAAAGUAAUUUCGGAUAGAUAAAUAAAUAGAUAGAUAGAUAGAUAGAUAGAUAGAUAUAUUUUUAAUUUAAGAUAUUUAAUUAAGUAAAUAUGUAAUAGCAAAAGUUAAAUGUGGUAAAUACUAUUUCCUUAAAGGGAGUAUCUAGUCGAUACAUGACUUCUAGAAUAUAUCAUCCUUAUAAGAAAAAAUGCUAUAUAUUUGUUGGGACAAAUUAGAUGAUCUAUUUUUUAUCUAUAAAGAAAGAUGGAGGGGAAUAUCAUAAAGAAUAGGAGUCAUAAGUGUAUAAGUUGUAAGAACUAAAGAAAAUAGACUAAAAUGAAAACGUAUUUACCUGCUUAUCAACAAUGAUUUAUAAGGAUGAGGUUGUUGUUUUAACUGGAUUUGUAAAUAAGCAAACAUUUUAAUCAUAAAUAUAUGCCUAUUAUUUAAAUUCGAAUCUAGUUUAUCACAAUGGAAAUCUUUUUAACGAAUCUAAGAUAAAUUUGAUAAAUAUGAGAUAAGUUAAUUAUUCAAAAAUACAGUUUCUUUUCACAUCUUCAUCUGAUAAUUCAAUCCGAAUAUUUAGAUUUGUAGAGCCAAAGUCGAAGAAGUAUUAGUUCGAGUUGUAAUUUAUUCACAUUUACAAAUUCGAUGAGUUUAUUAUUGAUUUUGAUAUGAAAUGCAUUCUUUAAACAGAGAUUUGUGUAUUUUCACAUGAGCUAGGAAAUAAUAAAGUGUUUUCUGACACUAAUGAGGGAAUUGAACAUAAAUUAUAAGAAGAUUAAUAGACAGACAUAGAAAAUCAAUUGGAAGAAUCUAGUAAAACAUUACAAGAAUUUAAAAUACAACAUUAAUCAAGCAGUGAGUUUGCUAACAAGACAAAAACAUCUGGAGAAAUAUAAUCAUAGUAAGUUUUAGAAGAUUAAAGAGCCAACAGUCACAACCAUUUAAAAUUUCCUUCAAUUGGAGAUUAUAACUCUUCUAAUAACUUAGACUUAAACACAUAGUAAAUGGAAAUGAAUUUACCUUAAAUAGAUAAACUUAAAAAAACACCUACGACUGAUAGCAGAGAUAAUAACAUUUCUGAACAAUAAUUAAAGUAAUUCUUUUAGAAAAAGCAAAAAAGUCUAACAGUAAAGAUAUCUAAUGAGCAUCAAAAACAUAUCUAAUUCAAUUAAGAAGAAAUUAUAGAGGAAUUCAGUGGAGAAAAUAGUACUAUAACUACUAAAAAACAUAGUUAGGAUAAUAUUGAUGGAGAACUUAGAAAAGAUGAUAUUAACUCUAAUAAUUAAAUGAAUAAUAAACAAAAAAGAGAAAUUGCUUCUACUUUUUCUUACUAAAAUAAGCCAUUAAUGAAUGAACUAAAGCUUAUGCAUAAUCCUCUAUCUAUGCAAAAUAGUGUUAAUUUUACUUAAAACCACUUAAAAUUACCAAAUUUAAAUUCAGCAAAGAGUGAGGCUUCUUUGGUGAACAUUAAAUAAGAUGAAAUGUAUAUAUCAUUUAUUGAUAUUGAUGGACAAGUAAUUGUAAAAAAGCUUUAUAUUAAUCCGUUUGGAUUAGAACUUUCAUAAAGCUUUUAAAAGUCAGUAACUUAAUCAUAAGCAAAUUUGGGUAUUGCAGGUAGUUACUGCAGAUUUUUAAAGUGCAUGGAUAACUAAUAUGACAAUUUUCAAGAAUCUUCAUCAUCAGCUCAACUACUCUCUAAGAAAUAGUAAAAAAAGUAAGUGAAAUUUUAAUAAAAGAGAUAGCAGUAGUAAAUGAAUCAGGAUAAAAAUGAAUUACAAAAUUAAUAUGAUGAUUAUGAAGAUAAAUAAAUUAAAGAUAAUUAAUCUAUUUAAAGUUUAUAAACCAUUCAGUAAAUUGAUGAGCAAGGAAAUGAAAGGUUAGAUAAAGCUCUUAGAGAUGUAAAUUUAAAUCUAAUUGUAACAAAUCUAAUGGGAGAUAUUAUAGAGUUCAAGAAUGUGCCUCUUUAGGGUCUUGAUAAUCCUAUUGCUUUUCCUUCGUUUGAUAAUUAUAACUCUGGAGUGACAGGGUUAUGCAUAAAAUCUCAAGAUACACUUGAAAUAUUAGUUAGCUAUUUUGAUGGGUCAGUAAUAUUCUUUGAUUUAAAUAAUGAAGAUUAAUGGAAUCUCAAGCUAUCUUAGCCUUUAAACUCUAACCAUUUUGGUGUUUAUUAUGAAAAUACUACAGAAAGUGACAUCGUUUUUUUGAUAUCAGAUGAUACAAUCUAAAUUUAUGAACUAAAUAGCUACCAUAUAAAUUGAAUGAUUUUCAAAUAAAAUAUUAACCAACUGGUUUAUUUAGUCUAUUUAAAUUCAAAAAAAAAAUUAUAAAUCUUAACUGAGAGAUUUUACCAGUGAAAAUACUUUUUUUCUUAAGUUUUUAAUUGAAAAUAUUUCUAAAUUAAACAACUUAAAAAUAAAUAAAAAAGUUAUUCAUAAAUCAUGGAAAACUAAAAAAAUAUAUAUGAUUGUUUUAUAUGUCUUUAACAAAGUGAUUUUCAAAUCCAGAAUAAAUA
This is a messenger RNA of Tetrahymena thermophila SB210, 2507 nucleotides long. RefSeq lists its product as hypothetical. NCBI's taxonomy places the organism in Eukaryota, Ciliophora, Oligohymenophorea, Hymenostomatida, Tetrahymenidae. The transcript is spliced from 3 exons. The record is from RefSeq and is a predicted model, not a curated record.